Molecule: messenger RNA, 1819 nt
Organism: Punica granatum (pomegranate)
Lineage: Eukaryota; Viridiplantae; Streptophyta; Magnoliopsida; Myrtales; Lythraceae
Source: RefSeq, a predicted model, not a curated record
GUUAUCCACCGCUGCCCGUAAGGGGGGAAGGGAAGAAGAGCGAUCGCGAGUUUGAGAGAGAGAGGGAGAGAGAGAGAUCGAUCGAUCGAUCGAUCAAUCGGAAAGAAAAAGGUCAGUGAACGAGUGAUUAUCGGAGAAAUUUCAUCUUUUGAUUCUGCCCUUAACCUUGUUUUGAGCUGUAGUUUGCAAACGAAUCGGAUCGACAGGGAUGGAGGCAACGAGGUGCUGUCGGUUUCAUGUGCAGGGGAGGACGAGAGUUACUUUUGUGAGAGAUUUGUAAGGGAGUGUUGUUGUCGUGGUCGUGGUCGUGGUCGUGGUGAGAGCUUCGAGCGUCCGAGCUGAGGGAAGAGAGGUCUGUGUUUUUUGAGAGUCUUAGGUUUCUCAUACAGCUUUCCUGUCGCUGCCUGCGCUGGUGCCUCAAUGGAGCGGAAGCUUGUGGUUUUGGGGAUCCCCUGGGAUGUUGAUACAGAAGGUUUGAGGGAAUACAUGUGCAAGUUUGGGGAAUUGGAGGAUUGUAUCGUUAUGAAGGAGCGGUCUACGGGAAGGUCUCGUGGUUUCGGAUAUGUGACAUUUGCAACCGAUGAAGAUGCUAAAAAUGCAUUAUCCAGUGAGCACUUUCUUGGGAGCAGAAUGCUGGAAGUCAAAGUAGCCACUCCUAAGGAGGAGAUGAGACAACCUCCAAGGAAAGUUACCAGGAUAUUUGUGGCUAGGAUCCCAUUAUCUGUUAGUGAAGCGACCUUCAGGAGCCAUUUUGAGAAAUAUGGCGAGAUCACAGACUUAUAUAUGCCAAAGGACCACUCCACUAGAACCCAUCGUGGCAUUGGGUUUAUCACUUACGCAAGUGCAGAUUCUGUGGACAAUUUAAUGGGUGAAACACAUGAGUUAGGAGGUUCUACAGUAGUUGUUGAUCGAGCAACACCAAAGGAGGAUGACUUCAGGCCAAUUGGAAGAAUGGCUCAGGGUGGUUAUGGUGCAUACAAUGCCUAUAUAUCUGCUGCAACCCGAUAUGCUGCCCUCGGUACCCCGACGUUAUAUGAUCAUCAUGCCAGCUCAAUCUACGGAAGAGGAGAACCUGCUCGUGGGUUGGGCAGGAAGAUAUUUGUGGGAAGGCUUCCCCAAGAGGCAACGGUUGAAGAUCUUCGGCAGUAUUUUGGUAGAUUUGGUCGUAUAUUGGAUGUUUAUGUUCCGAAGGAUCCUAAAAGGAGUGGCCACAGAGGUUUUGGGUUUGUGACAUUCGCUGAGGAUGGAGUGGCAGAACGUGUAUCUCGAAGAUCCCAUGAGAUUUGUGGGCAACAGGUAGCAAUAGAUUCGGCUACACCUAUCGAUGAUGCUGGCACCAGUGGAGGCUUUAUGAUGGGCCCCGAGGCCUUUGGGGGCUAUGGUGGUCCAAUGCGCAGCUAUGGCAGGAUGUAUGGGAGCUUGGAUUUCAACGAUUGGGGCUAUGGUAUCAGUGGUGGGGGCAGACCUUCAAGGGCGGAUAUGAGGUACCGGCCGUACUAGGCAGAUUGCUUGAUUCCGGGGUUGGGUUUCCGAUGGGAAUGCGGUUUUACGGGUGGCCAAGCCAGUAGAAACAGUUAGCGGUGAUAUUUGUUGAGACUUAAGUUACUCCUUGAGAUGUGUAAGGUUAUUAGCGACUCCGUAAACGUAAUCCAUGUCUAAUAAUUAUGUUCACAGUUCAGUGACAUUAGAUGAUGAGUCAGAAUAUUGUAAGAUGCUGAUGUUGAUUGCUUUUAGUGGUGAGAUGGCUUCCAGAGUUUCGAACUUUAAAGCUGACAAUUAUCAAUGCACGAGUAGAGAGGAUUGCUACAUUUUCAUGUCA